Musa acuminata AAA Group (dessert banana) is the source of this 6713-nucleotide messenger RNA. RefSeq names its product NADH dehydrogenase [ubiquinone] iron-sulfur protein 3-like. Gene Ontology annotation, molecular function: NADH dehydrogenase (ubiquinone) activity. The coding region runs from base 5893 to 6465 and encodes 190 amino acids. Lineage: Eukaryota; Viridiplantae; Streptophyta; Magnoliopsida; Zingiberales; Musaceae. The record is from RefSeq and is a predicted model, not a curated record. The transcript has a single exon.
UCACCUUUUCUUAUAGACAACAUUCUUGUUACUUACCGAUGAAGACAGUCAGGCCAUACCUAGACCCUUCCAUGUAUACCUCCUUGCGUCGACAGCAACAAUCGGUUCAUCAAGGAGAGUGUUGAGGUCGACACUUAUGGUUAAUGCUCUAAAACAGUAUAUAUAGGGUUUAGCAUUGUACUUAAUUGAUUCUAUUAUAUAUUCUUUGGCUUUUCAACUCUAAAUCAGCAGACAUUGCACUAGCCCCUAAACUCUCAAGUUCUCAUUUCAUUGUGGAAUCUUGGCUUUUAAGAGCUCUGGUAGUAGCGGCCAGUUCUGUUGGCUACGAGUCUCUUGUUGAGUUCGACAGAAUUGAAUGAUCAACGACUGAAGCAGCGCGGGCAAGAGAAGCAACUAGGCAUUAGUGGGGUGUUUCUUGGAGUUCCAGUUUUCGUUCCUAAUUUGGUCAUCGGUGUUAGCGAGUUUAGUUACAUGGUUUACUUACUUGAUUGAACACUGGCCAAACAAAGUCGCUUUAGAAGUAUAAGGUCUAGGUUCAAUUCGUUUCUACCCCGGGAAAGUAGCUCGCGUUAGCGUAAUUGGAGUUCGAGCAAAGGUCGGUCUGCGAGAUGAGAUAAGUUAUUGGGGAAGAAAGCAGACAAGACGCGUCACGGCGAGGAAAACAUGCAUUUCAAUAUUGAACUUACGCGCAUACCAUCCAUAGAAGAUAGGAAUGGAACUGCUCAUCUAACAACUCAUUCAUUUCCAUUUUAUUGCUUAACUAAGUCUUGUGCCGCGCCCGAACUAGCUUUGAAGAAUAUAUUGCUUACUGACUUUCUACGGCUUAUAAAUAGGAUUUCACUUCCCUUUGUUAUUACCGAGUCCGACAACGGGAUGAGCAACAUUGUAGCGAAUGAAGAGCUAGACUUGAGUGGAACUGCAUCGAUUCGGCUUGCAACUUACACUCGAACAGCUUAAGUGUCUAGUGGGGCAUUCUUAGCUGAUCUACUUGACUCCCCUUUAGACUCGGGAAAGCUGUCAACUCAAUCUACUUUAACUCAACUUCCAGUUAGCGCAGAUCAAUCCUCUGAUGAGGUUAUACGACUCUCAAUCUUUGCGUUCAAGCCUUUUUUCCCUGACUUCUGAAGUGCUAAGUCAAUCAGUGUGCACAGGCUCCUUCUUUAUCUGCUUAGUUUCUGGAUUGAGUUCGCCGCACCGCACCUUUGCUUUCUAAAGAUACCUUCCUUUGUUCUGUGCUCUAUCAGCUUCCUUCUUCUUUGCCGCUACGAUCUUUCCUUGGUCAGGUCUUCUGCUCUGACUGCAGGCUCUGCUUGCUCUAUCAGCUUCCUUAAAGACCUAAGUAGCAUUUCGUACAACUAAACUUAGCACAACACUGAGUCUUGCGCCGAACUUAUCAUUCAUUGAAAUGGAACUUUCUAUACUUAGUAUUGUUGCGAGCAGCUCACUUACUUACGCACUUGUUCUUGGGCAUCGCCUUUGUUUUGUUUCAUUUCCAUUUGACAGCACUAGCCCCUAGACUGACUUAUUACUUGAAUCACGAGUAGAGGCGGACUCCGCACUUAAAGGACAGAAGCACAGCACCUACCCAGAAAGGAAGGACAGAAGCACAGCACCUACCCCGGAAGUCAAAGAGACAAGUUACUACUUAGCAACGGCGCGACAAGUCAGUACUUCGUUUGUUCCCCGAAACUUACUCCUUAUUAUCAACUCUAAAACGCACGUUGUUUGUUUACUUGUUUCAAAUCAAAUGAGUCACAUAUGGGAGAGGGAAUCAAACGACUUCUUACAGCAGGCUCUUUCGGGGUUGCUUUUUCUUCCGUUUUGCUUGUAGACACCAGACUCACAGUUCACUUUUCUUGGUUUUCUCGUUGCGAAUCAUCUUUCAUUCAGAAUGCGAUGUGCCAUUGAAAACAGGAAUCCUGCGGACCGGACUCAUAAGUGACGAAGAAUUAGGCCUGUAGAACGCUAGACUCAAGUAUAGAAUUCCACCCUUUAGCUUGUUUCACUUGCUUGCUCUCCUUACUAUCAAGAAGAAUCCAAUUGAAAUGAACGACAACUAAGAAGAUCCAAUUAGGUGCACAACAUAUGGAAGCGGGGAACCUAACCCCUGAAACUAGAACAAUAAGUUUGCGAACAGAUCUGGAGUGACUUGUGCCUUUUGCGGAAAAACCCUGUGAGAGUCUUGAACUUGCUAACGCACUAGCUUGUUCUCUACUUCAAAGACGGAAAACGCGCUGAGGAAGGAAGGUGGUUUAAGGCUUUCACGACCCGACGCACUUAGGCGAACUCAAGGAAUAUGCACGACAACUAAUAGAAUGAAGUAACCUAGAAAAACACUUAUGACUCAUGGCUCUAUUCUCUAACCGCGCUGACAUAUUACUUGUUUGUUCCGUUGCUUGGACCACUACUAUACCUUAACUACAAGGAAGCUAUACAAGAACUCUAUCCCUUGCUUCUUAUCAAGCUUAUUCUAUGGAAACUGCUUAUACUGACUCACUUUCGCCAACACCAGAAUUAGACUUCUCUUCUGGCCCACAGAGCGGUAAAGAACAGGCUCUUAGCACCUUUAAUGCUUGGAUCACACCUUUACCUUGCUGAAGAAUCAUAAGGACAUAAUCAAUCGUACCUUAGCGCUUCAGAAGUUAGGGCAAAUAAGAGGCUUGCUUGAAACCGGAACUGACCGACUUUGAGCUCCAGCAAGACAAUCAGUAUAGUGUGUGAAUAAGUUCCAGAGCAGAGGUAAACUCUCAAUCAGGCGAGAAAGAAGGGUGGACUGCAUGGUGUGUACUUUUCUUUACCGAGGCUGAGGCAAGAGCGAAGGAAGGCAAUAAUCCAAGUCAAGGUAAUCAAGCCAUUCUCGUCGACUUAACUGUAAACCUAAACUACACUUGAAGAACAGCUUACUGACUUUCUACAAUAGAACCACUAACUUAAGACUUAGACACAAUAACUUCUCUUGCAGAUGCAUACAAUGCUCAAACGGAUUCUUCUCUCAGGGGGCCCAUAUUCAACAAGAACUGAAACAGCUCCUGAAACAAAAACCGGAUUACUUAGACACUCGAACUUGAAACAAAGAACUCCUCACGCGCUGAGAGGAAGGACAUUCUCCAAGUCAAGGCUAUCAGUAGGAUUUCCUAUCGUUUCACCCAAGUUAUAGGGAUGGAAUUGAAUGGCCAGAAAGAAUAGAAACUGAGAAAUAAGCAACAUAUUUAGCAAGACUAAGUGCUUACGGGAGUUACGCAAGAAGGAGUGGAGUGGAACUCGACAAGUAACAGCUUUGGAAGCAAUAAUUAUGGUUUUGAUUCCUAUAGUCAAGUAAUAGUACUCAUAUAUAUAUAUUCUUUCUUACGGAUUCUAUUAGGCAUUGGCAUCAGAUCUUUCAAACUGAAACUAUACUUAAAGAAUCGAUAACACCUCGAACUGGAACUAGCUAUUCUUAUGCAAAAACUCCUGACUCAACAAGCAGGGGAACUAGACUAGCACCCGAACACUCCAAUAAGAAUAAGGUGCUAUAGCCGUUGCCCUUUUUUCGAAAGCUGUUGUGCGGAGCUACAUCUGAACUGAACUACCUCUUGAUUCUCUUCUCCACCCGUCGAUUAGGAUGAAAUAAGAACAGGAACAGGUCAUUCUGAUGCUUACCUGACAAGCGCUUUAACCUUAACCUCUCUCGCCCUCUUGCAAAUACGGAUCCUGUCCUGAUCUAGCUGAUUCUGUUGUAACUGUCUACUUGACUUACCGCUUCAAAGCAAAGGCCAGUUCCGUUUAUUAUGCCCCGAACUAAACUACACUUACCACAAAACGAAAAUCAAGCACUGGGGGAAAUCCUUCGACCAUGGAAUUGAAGAAUGGUGUGGAAGGGGCAUACUCGGUCGGUUACCCCUAUCCAGCACAUAUAUAGCUCAUAUAUGGAAUUUCAUCAUAGGGUACACAUAUUGCACAUCUAGAUUAAUAUUCAAAGGGAUUCUCGCCUAUGUGGUCAAGUAAGAAAACAAGAACAUAUGAUUGAAGUGCAAAGAAAGGGAUAGGGGAGUUAUGGUCUUGGCUUAGAGAUGCUGUAUCAAUAUCCGGAGUAGAGCAACAGUUCCUAAUUUAGAGUAGUAGUAGCUUGUCGACUUGCCCAGUAGCUUGGCGGGGCUUAGAGGUACCUUGGCCCUCCUUUAUCUCGUCAAUUCUUUGAAUAGUUGGGGCUCCGGGCAUUCUCUUCCGAAAGACCAACCAAUAGGAUAAUGCAGGAGAGAACAGAACGGGGCCGGCCGUAAGGGUGCAAAUGUCGUGGCUAAAUGAUAUAAUAUUGCACUUUCAGAAGUGAGUUUGUCUUUUGCUUAUCUAUUUUAUGUCACUACUAUUUUCUUUCAUUUAUUAUUCUUCAUUAUGGGGAUUCCUCACAGUCCGCCACUACCUUCCGACGACCCGGUUCCAAUCAAAUGGUUUCAUCAAUGCGUCUUUAUUAGCUUAGCCCAGACACUCAUCCAUCCGAUCAAGGGGAUUUGACAAUAACCGUAAACUCGAAUCUCACAAGAAGGGAGUGAAGGAAAAGAGCGGACUUUGGAUAAACAGAGUCAAGGUCAGUGAUAGUUUGAUAGAAAGAGACCAUGAAAGGAAAACUAGAAGAAUCGUAAGUACCAAAAGGUAGGGAAUAUCUGUCGAUCAGAUGCUAAGAAGGCUUACACUGGUUCUAUGUAACGCCAUGCCCAUUCAAGGUUUGAAUAGUUACGGCCGACCCUAUGUGAUCGAUUGAAGUUGAUACGAGGUCGCGAGUAGAGCAGAUCGCUUUUCUCCCAUAAGGAGAUGGAGAACAAAUCCCACCCGACUGUACAGAUCAGUAGAAACUAAUCCCUUUAGUAGGGCAGGACUGCGCGCGCACCUUUCCUUUCUAAAGCCUUUGCUUGUGACAUUGAAUCUAGUGCACAUCAACUUUUCAAAUAGACAUAAGGUAUAAGGUAAACUAACAGAAUAAAGUCAACUCACUCGAAACUCUAAACUAGAAUAACUCAUCAUAGCAUAGGAAGUCCAUAAAGCCUUUAACAAGCUCGUAGUACCCCCGCAGCCUAAUAAAGACAGUUAGUAAUCUACUCGACCAGGUUAGGCCUACAUCUUAACGGGUAAGGCUAAUCGUAUAAAGCAAGGAUGGAUAGAUACGCUAUUCUAUUAACCUUAAGUGCACAUGGUAUACAGUCCAACUUUAUGGUGGUACUCGUAUACGGCUCUCCCAUAUAAUUGGUAUGGUGUCGUAUUGUAUUAUAAGGAGAGUUCCAGAAGGUAGCUCCUUUAAGGAGAGUUCCAGAAGGUAGCUCCGUUCCAUGGUACUGUGAAGGUAUGCUUGUGUUCACACUCGCUGGCGGGCGGGGAGUUGCAAUGACUAACGCUAUACAUUCGACAAAGCAGCUUGUUCUCUUUAUUAACAUUCGACAAAGCAGCUUGAUUAACAUUCGACAAAGCAGCUUGUUCUCUUUAUUAGAAAGAAACCCCAUUUACCUAUCUCACUACGCUGGGGUUGAAUCGAAUCCAGGCCAGCCGAAUGAACGUGAUCCUGAGCCAGCAUCAAAUCUUCACUACAAGGCGUUACACGCUGGCAGUUCUUCUUUGAUGGGAGCUAGCUUAUCUUUAAGCUUCUUCCUUUGAUGCUGUAGUUUGGUGGGCGCACUACCGCUUUUAUGCCUCAGCCUCAGUUUGUUUGCUAGCAGGGUAUGCUCUUUCUUUUUCGUUUGUUUCGGAUAGAUAGUGUGCAGUGAGGGAUCGGGUAGCCAGUCAUGACUUUAAUCGGCGCAAGCUCUCUACUCCCAUGCCUUUCUUGGUCGGACCAACCCAACCAGUGAUUUCCUACAAGUCUUUAUGAAUUUAGAGAGCCAGAAGCGGAACAAAAAGAAAUGAUAUAUCUGAUUUUAUAGAAUUAUGGAUAACCAAUUCAUUUUGCAAUAUUGUUGGUAUAUCCUCCCCAAGAAAUGGGUAAAUCAAAUUCAAAGAUCAUCACAUGGGAAUAGAUCUUUAACCAAUACUGAUUCUCUAUUUCCAUUGUUGUGCUUUCUGAAAUGGCAUACCUAUACUAGGGUUCAAGUUUCGAUCGAUAUUUGUGGAGUUGAUCAUCCCUCUCGAAAACACAGAUUUGAAGUUGUCCAUAAUUUACUGAGUACUCGGUAUAACUCACGCAUUUGUGUACAAACAAGUGCAGACGAAGUCACACGAAUAUCUACGGUAGUCAGUCUAUUUCCAUCAGCCGGCUGGUGGGAGCGAGAAGUAUGGGAUAUGUCUGGUGUUUCUUCCAUCAAUCAUCCGGAUUUACGCCGUAUAUCAACAGAUCAUGGUUUCGAGGGGCAUCCUUUACGAAAAGACUUUCCUCUGAGUGGAUAUGUGGAAGUACGCUAUGAUGAUCCAGAGAAACGUGUGGUUUCUGAACCCAUUGAGAUGACCCAAGAAUAUCGCUAUUUCGAUUCCGCUAGUCCUUGGGAACAGUGUAGCGACAGAUAAUUAAUAAGAUACUUAGGUCUAGUCCUGGGGACAAAUCAAUAGGUCAUGAUAUUUGCUUCCUUCUCUCUUUCGUCAUCUUAGUCAAUGAUACGCUUAUGCUUUUUGGAUUGAGUUUCUUUAGAGUUAUAGCAGUGUUCAAUUUCUCUUUAGAGUUAUAGCAGUGUUCAAUUUCUCUUUAGAGUUCGCAGUGUUAUAUUCAUCUCUAUGACUUUGGAGUUUGCAGUGGUAUAUUCAUCUCUAUUAUCUCA